Megalops cyprinoides (Indo-Pacific tarpon) is the source of this 2742-nucleotide messenger RNA. RefSeq names its product solute carrier organic anion transporter family member 5A1. NCBI's taxonomy places the organism in Eukaryota, Metazoa, Chordata, Actinopteri, Elopiformes, Megalopidae. The record is from RefSeq and is a predicted model, not a curated record. Gene Ontology annotation, molecular function: protein binding. Gene Ontology annotation, cellular component: membrane. Gene Ontology annotation, biological process: transmembrane transport; sodium-independent organic anion transport. The transcript is spliced from 9 exons. Bases 53 to 2641 code for a protein of 862 amino acids.
UCUGUUUUUAGUUGUUAUAAAUAUACAUCUGAAAGCUUAAACCAGAUUGACAAUGGCUUCACCUGACAGUGAGGAGACUGGGAGCGACUUAUCAGAAUCUCUUGAGGUGCAUGAAUUCCAAAGUCAGUAUGAGGAGCCAGGAGGUUACUUCAAAUCCAAAAGUUUACCGAUCCUAAAUGGCUCUUGUCAGCUGGGCGGCGAGCCUUUGGAACCAAGGCUAGUCAACACAACACAGACGUCAAUAAACGCUGAGCAGAGCUCCGUGCUCAGCGAUCUUCCUGGGAAAGCUGAUUCGAGCCAGCCCGACUCCCCAACCAGGACUGACUUCUCGCCCUCCGUGUCUAGCAUGGUAGGGCUGAGCAGCUCCAUGCGAACUGACGUCAACAAUGCCAAGAGCAAAAAACUAGGCUUUUCCCUGUCAAAAUUCAUCCAUUUUCCCGCUAGAAAAUAUAUUCGAGUGAUUCUCUCCGACUCUCGCUGUUUUUUAUUUUGUAUGUGCUACCUGACAUUUAUCCAGUCAUUGAUGGUAUCUGGCUACCUGAGCAGUGUCAUCACCACCAUAGAGAAGAGGUACAGCCUUAGGAGCUCUGAGUCAGGACUGCUGGUCAGCUGUUUUGACAUUGGCAGCCUGCUGGUGGUGGUCUUCAUCAGUUACUUUGGGGGUCGAGGACAGAGGCCUCGCUGGCUGGCGGUGGGUGGUGUCUUCAUCGCCGUGGGAGCUGGCCUGUUCUCCUUACCUCACUUCAUAUCCCCACCUUACCAAAUCCAGGAGGUGAACUCCUCCGCGGGCAGUGAGGGCCUCUGUUUGAAUAGCAAUGGGAGUGGUGGCCGGGACCUCCCGGACGUGUCCUCCUGUCCCAGAGACCAGGAGGGGAACGACCACUCCGUGUACGUGGCGCUCUUCAUCUGCGCCCAGAUCCUCGUCGGGAUGGGUUCCACCCCGAUCUACACGCUGGGACCAACGUACCUGGACGACAACGUCAAGAAGGAGAACGCGUCCCUUUAUCUCGCCAUCAUGUAUGUGAUGGGGGCUCUGGGUCCAGCUGCGGGCUAUCUGCUGGGAGGAGUCCUGAUCGGGUUCUACGUCGAUCCCAAAACCAUCGUCAACAUCGAUCAAAGUGACCCGCGCUUUGUUGGCAACUGGUGGAGCGGGUUCCUCCUCUGUGCCAUCGCCAUGCUGCUCGUCAUCUUCCCCAUGUUCACCUUCCCCAAGAAGCUCCCUCCCCGACACAAGAAGAAGAGGAAGAAGAAAAAGAUGAGCUCAGACGACGUAUCGAGCGACGACGACGUCAUGAAGGAGAAGUCCGGAGGCAAAGGCCAGACGGUCACCUCCUCCAUGGGCUUUGGAAAGGACAUCAAAGACCUCCCGAAGGCCGCUGUCAGGAUCCUGAGCAAUAUGACAUUCCUGUUCGUGAGCCUGUCCUACACGGCCGAGAGCGCCAUCGUCACCGCCUUCAUAACCUUCAUUCCCAAGUUCAUCGAGUCUCAGUUUGGCAUUCCGGCGUCCAAUGCCAGCAUCUACACCGGGGUCAUCAUUGUGCCCAGUGCCGGGGUGGGCAUCGUCCUCGGGGGCUACAUUAUUAAGAAGCUGAAGCUGGGGGCCCGAGAGUCUGCUAAGCUGGCCAUGAUCUGCAGUGGCGUGUCCCUGCUCUGCUUCUCCACCCUCUUCAUCGUCGGCUGCGAGAGCAUCAACUUGGGCGGCAUCAACAUCCCCUACACCACUGGCCCGACCCUCACCAUGACGCACAGGAACCUGACGGGCAGCUGUAACGUGAACUGCGGCUGUAAGAUCCACGAGUACGCCCCGGUCUGCGGCUCCGACGGCAUUACGUACUUCAACCCCUGCCUGGCAGGGUGCAGCAGCGUAGGCAACGACAGCACGGGAAUCCGGAACUACACAGACUGUGCCUGCGUUCAGAGCAGACAGGUCAUCACCCCGCCCACGGGAGGCCAGGGCAACCAGCUCCAGCUCGUCAUCGUCAAGACCUACCUGAACGAGAACGGCUACGCCGUGUCGGGGAAGUGCGACCGCACCUGCAACACGCUCAUCCCCUUCCUCAUCUUCCUCUUCAUCGUCACGCUCAUCACGGCCUGCGCCCAGCCCUCCGCCAUUAUCGUGACACUCAGGUCAGUAGAAGAGCAGGAACGACCUUUUGCACUGGGAAUGCAGUUUGUUCUUCUAAGAACGCUUGCCUACAUUCCGACGCCCAUCUACUUUGGCGCGGUCAUCGACACCACCUGCAUGCUGUGGCAGCAGGACUGCGGGGUCCACGGCUCCUGCUGGGAGUACGACGUCACCUCCUUCCGCUUCGUCUACUUCGGGCUGGCCGCCAGCCUGAAGUUCGUGGGCUUCGUCUUCAUCUUCCUCACCUGGUACUCCAUCAAAUACAAGGAGGACCGGCUGGAGCGCUGGCGCCAGCGCGCCUCGCCGCUCGGCACCGUCAGCGAGCUCAUCUGCCACGCGGGCGGCCAGAAGAGCCACGCCCGGACUCGCUCCUGCCCGGCCUUCAACCCCCGCCUGGAGCCGCCCGAGGCCCCGGCCCUCAACCGGGGCCCCAGCAGCCAGAGCUGCCCCGGGAACACCCUCAAAGCAAUAACACCGCCCGCCCGCUCGCUGGAUGAGGUCACCGCCCACAUCUGAGGACAGGACACGCCUCUGGCCGCCCCGCUCGACAUGUGCCUUCCUGUUCUGCGCUCCACUCUCAAGCGGUCAGACACGGGGCCGACUCCCAGACAGGCCGC